AUGAUAAAUUAUAAGGAUUCUAUAGCUACAGUUAGGGCGUUAUCUUCAAUUGCUCUUAAUCCUGUACAGCUCAAGGAUAAUAAAAUUAAUAUCCAUUCCGAAAAAAAUCUAGCACGCAGAAAUACAUCUCACACCUUCAACAGACGCAUCUUUGUGUCUCAGCAGCUUGCACAAAGACCAUAUAUUUCAUCUGACUCAUUAUCUCAAGAACUGAACCCUUUAUCAGCCGGAUCUCCGAAGAUAGAUAUUCCUUUUCACGUAGAAACUUCUGUUUUGCAUCAAGAAUAUAGUUCGGUUUCCCUAUCAACUGACGCUUCAAAAAAUAAGACUAAGGUUUCAGAAGAUGAAUUCAAUUCGCCUCUUGUUCUAGGUUCAAGCACAGUUUAUCGAGAUAUCCAGAGACUGGGUGAUGUUCCCCAAGCCACGAAAUUCUUACCAUCAGAUACCAACGCAUCUCAGUUACGUAGCUCCGAUCUCUCAUAUGGUUUAUGUGAUGCCACUGUUCAAAGUAGAAAACCUCGAGCUCUUGAUCACGAUAACAACAAAAACCAUCUUUCAAUCCUGUCUAUAGCAGAGGAUGUCAAAUUUUUUAACAAGGCCAUCAAAGGGAAGGAUUCGUCUGUUGUAAGCCUUAGUUCUCUAGAACCCUAUGAAACAAUUGUUCCAGUUGAGGAAAAUGUAUCAACAGAAUGCCCAUUUAAUGUUUCUGAAGAUCCAAAACUAUACGGAGGGAAUUGCGAAGCAGUCGGGGAUAAACUGGGACAAAAAGACCUGACUCAUCGAACUGAUUGGACUUGCGAUGAAGAGAUCUUGGACAGUCCAGGUGGUUGUGGGCCUUCACUUCCUCUUCUUGACCCCACAGGUGAUCUGGAACACUUCGUUUUGAAGCCCGCUCCUCAGGUUAGAGUGGUUGUUUCAUUUCCCUAUUUAUCCUUAAUUUUUGUUUGUUUGAUUUAA
This is a messenger RNA of Protopolystoma xenopodis, 957 nucleotides long. Lineage: Eukaryota; Metazoa; Platyhelminthes; Monogenea; Polystomatidea; Polystomatidae. The record is from the annotation of a GenBank genome assembly.